Entrophospora sp. SA101 is the source of this 366-nucleotide messenger RNA. NCBI's taxonomy places the organism in Eukaryota, Fungi, Glomeromycota, Glomeromycetes, Entrophosporales, Entrophosporaceae. The record is from the annotation of a GenBank genome assembly.
AUGGAACUGCUUUUAAAAACUGCAGGAGUUGAUGAAUAUGAACCUAAAUGUGCUCAACAAUUAUUAGAAUUUGCUCAUAAUGUAGAUGAUAUUAAGCUUGCCAUACAUGGUCGUAUAAAUCAUUCAUUCACAUUUCCACCUAGACAAGAGUUUUUAGUUCAACUUGCAAAUGAAAGAAAUGAUGUACCUUUACCACAUGUACCAGUAAAAUAUGGAUUAAGAUUACCACCAGAUAGACAUUGUUUAACUUCUUCCACUUUUGAUAAUAAUAAAACUAAUAUUUAUAGUAGUGCUAAUAGUAAUCUUGACGAAGACGAAGAUGAAGAUGAUUCUCGAGAUUCUUGGGAAUGGCUAAGAAUUAAAUAA